AUGAAGGCUGAUGAAAGGACAAUCACAUCUAAUGAUACCGCCGACUUGGGUGAAGAUGGAGGAGAUACUAUAGGAAAAAUCUUGGCAAUAAGCAGCUUAACACCAAUAGCCAUUAUUGUUGGCUUUAUUACCCUAAUUCUCUUCAGACGAGAUUUACAUACAAUAAUGUUUUUUAUCGGGGCUCUAUUAAAUGAAGGACUAAACUUAGUGCUGAAGAGCGUCAUUGCUGAGCCUCGGCCUGUACUGCGAGGUGGACUCUACACAGAAUAUGGCAUGCCCUCCUCUCAUUCACAAAUGAUGUGGUUUUUUGCCGUGUACUCUGUACUCUUCUUGAUUUUCAGAGUGUAUCUGCUCUACCACUCGUGGAGUCAGGUGUUAUGGGGGGCGCUUGUGGGUGUAUUACUUGGCUGUAGCUGGUUCAUGUUGACCCAUCUGGUAUUAACGCCACUCUUCCCGGUUAUUGCAUCAUGGAGUGUGUGUGAGCGGUUCAUGAUUCGUGACACCUCCCUGAUCCCAAAUAUUCUGUGGUUUGAAUACACACAUGCCCGCACAGAAAACAGAGCAAGAAGCCGCAAACUUACCUCCAUGAAGAGCCAGUGAUUUUAAGUUGUACAUAAUUGGUCAUGUGUGGACCAACAAGUUGGCUGGCUUGCUGUUUAAUUGGUCAUGUGUGGACUGACAGGUUGGCUGGCUUGCUGUUUAAUUGGUACAAUUUAUUUUUAUAUGAAAAGCAGAUUUUUAUUUGCUAAAAUAUUUAAAUUUUCUUAAGCAAAAAUUACAGUAGAGUAAUUUUUUGAACUAAAAUUUUGACAGAUGUGGACCAACGAGUUUGUUGUUUGUGUCGAAUAGCACUUGUUAUUUUUUAUUAGUUGAGCAUUAAUUAAAAGAGUUAUGUAUGUAGAUUGGGCUUUGGUAGUGCUUGACUUGCCUCUCUUUACUAGAUAAGUUUUCCAAUUGUUGAGGGGGGUCACUUAUUUCAUUUAUAAUUUGUUUUUAUACUUCACUUUGGGUUUUGUCAUAGUGUAACUUUUAUUUAAAGACACACAAUUGCAUUUAAUAUUAGAGUUGACCAUGUACUGUAAUAUGUAGCACUACCAUUAAAAAUUGUAUUAUUAGUCCUUGUAUCUGUAUGUUGUGUACACAGCAUUUUGUCAGUGACAAAUAUAUUUAUUGUAGGUGCACAGUUGGGCCCCAACUUACAACAUUAAUUUGUUUAUUAAAAUUGAUUGCAAGUCACAUGUUCAGUGCUUAGAAUAUGUUUUCCCCACACUGUCAUGGAGUAAUCAGAGAUGUGUUCUCAAGCUGUAAUAUUCUAUAUCUAAUUUCAUUUAUUUAUUUUCAGUAGGAAUAUUUACCCAUUCUUUUUUUCAUUAGGUACUCUUACCUUUUUUACAUGUUAAUUAACUAGGAAGAGAGUUAUAGUAUAGAAUAUACAGUACAUAGGUGUAGGGCAGACUGUAACUUGAAGGGAGGGAGGGAUAGAGGGACAAGAAAGGAAGGGGCAGAGAUGUGGGUAGGUGGGUAUGCAGUAUGGGAAGGUAGUGGUGAGGGAGAGUGUAAUGUGAGGUCCCUUGCCUCGCCCACUGAACAUGUUCAGUACAUGGAGCCACUAGAUUUACAGAUCAAAUCCAAUCUCUACCAAAAAUGAACAUGAGCUCUGCACACAUGCAUAAAAAAUAUUCAAACUACCAAUGCAUUUGGCAAAUAAUAUAUUUAUAAUUUAGGCCUAAGAAAGUUAUAUUAACUCAUUCUUGAUCAGUUUUUAUAAAACAAAUAUGAGUGCUCUAUACAUGCUUAGACUAAAUAUAAGCAUAAUAUGAAUAUAUUUGGUAAAAACUAACCACCUUGAAAAAAUAAUUAAACAGUAAGAAAAAUGUAAAUAUUCAAUGUAUGAUUCUUAAGCAGUCUCUACCAAACAAAUAUGAGCUCUCUGAACAUGAAUAAAAAGAAUAUACACAGUGUGAAUGCAUUUGGUAAAAAACUAAGAAUAAUUUUUUAAAAUCAUUUAUUUAUUUACUGAAUUUGCAGUGAUCGCAACUGUAGAUCAGUGUUCAUAAGUAUUAGUUUGUUCCAUAAUUUUGAAAUGUCCUAAAUUGGAACAUUGUAAGUUGGGGCCCUACUGCACACCUGUAAGGUAUCAACUCCUAGUCUCAAUGUUAGUAGUUAAAAUUACCUUUGGCAGUUGAAAUAGACACUAAUACUGUAA
Cherax quadricarinatus is the source of this 2206-nucleotide messenger RNA. NCBI's taxonomy places the organism in Eukaryota, Metazoa, Arthropoda, Malacostraca, Decapoda, Parastacidae. The record is from RefSeq and is a predicted model, not a curated record.